AUGGCCACUGACUCCAAGACGAAGAAGAAUGGCUUCGAUCUGACGAAGAAUCCCGGCGAGGAAAAGCGGACCGUUCUCGGCUUCAUGGAGCGCUUGAAGGAAGCGAAGCCCGGCAGCAACGCUCCACAGCUGGGCAUAGCCUACCACACGGCGAUUAUCCAGCAGGGCAACAAGUCCUUCCACCAGUCGACAUUGACCGUCACUGCUAAAGACAAGGAUGGAGUUCCUUAUGCAUGGAGUGGGCGCGAGUUCCUCGGCCCUUUGGUAAGCAAGAAGAUGGAGGCAGAGCAUGCAGCGGCCAGAGCAUUCGUUGUGGACGCUGAAGUUCAGCGAACGGCCGCAAACCUGGGUCCCUCUUCCAAGCAAAGACAUUCCCAUCAGCGUAUGAAGGAACGGAUGCCGAUCUUAAAAGUAUUACGCCAAGCCAAGGAUUCUCGGAGGUUUAAUUAG
Molecule: messenger RNA, 450 nt
Organism: Symbiodinium sp. CCMP2592
Lineage: Eukaryota; Dinophyceae; Suessiales; Symbiodiniaceae
Source: the annotation of a GenBank genome assembly